This is a messenger RNA of Cylindrotheca closterium, 3192 nucleotides long. Lineage: Eukaryota; Bacillariophyta; Bacillariophyceae; Bacillariales; Bacillariaceae. The record is from the annotation of a GenBank genome assembly.
AUGGACGAUAUUGAAACAGGGAAACUGCAUUCCAGCAGUCACUCUAACCAUUCGAUGAACUCAGGGCAUUGCAAGCUUCGUCGCAAGCGGUCCAAAGACUCCCAGAAUUGGAGUGAACGCUCAAAACAAUCUCACCAUCAUCACCAUGGUGAGCAUCACAAUCGCCAUCAUUCCAAGAAGUAUGACCAUUACAGGAAUCACCAUCGUUCCAAGAGUCACGACCGUUCCGAGAACCUCCAGCAUUCAAGUCAUUCCAAGAAGCAUUACCAUUCCAAUAAGAAUCACCAUCGUUCCAAGAGUCACGACCGUUCCGAGAAUCUCCAGCAUUCAAGUCAUUCCAAGAAGCAUCACCGUUCCAAUAAGAAACACCUUCGUUCAAAGAGUCAUGACCGUUCCGAGAGUCAUGAUCGUUCCAAAAACCCUGUCCGUUCCAAGAGCCAUGACAAUCUCAAGAGCCAUGACUAUUCCAAAGGACAUCAUCAUUUAAAGAAUCACAAUUAUUCCGGACGGUCAAGGAAUCCGAAACCAUCAAAGAGCGCGACGAGAUCAAAGAGCCCAAAACGAGCAAUAGAUGAAUUGAGAAAAGAGAAGCGCAGGAUAGAAGAAAUGAUGUUUAGAGGAACGAAAAAGAUAGGAAUGAAGAUUGGCGGAUCGAAGUUGGAACUAGGCGGGCCGUUCGACAACCACAGCAGUUUGGGCAAUAGUCAUGGGACUUUCGAUACCCUUGAAUGCUUCGAGAUAGCAAAGGAACAAAAACAAUUCACAAAAGAAGAACAAAUCAGAGAUCUGGAUGAGGCCCUUGCCCUUUAUGGAUUUGCCGAAAUUGCUGCGCGAAGAAUACAGGCAGUCUUCCGAGAACGACAACAGAAAAGGGAAUUGCUCAAAGAACUAGAAGACACAGAGGACGAAUCUGACGAACUGAAAACGGGUGAUGAUAAUGACGAUGCCUCAACCAAGGAUAAAUCCAACACGAUCACAAUAGUGUUGCUCGCACUUUUCUUUAUAGUCAUGACCGGUCCAAAGCUUGCCCUGACCUGCUGGAACGGCAUCAAAAAGUGUUUUGGGGGCAAUGAUGCUGGAGGAGAGGAAGGCAUGGCAAACGUAACCGUCCCACAUGGUGGAGAAGGCGCGGUCGGAGGCACUGGACCUGCCCCAACGGGCGGUGAAGGUGGUGCGGCGGGUGGAGCUCAAGCUGGAGCGCAAGGGGCAAUGGCUACCCAGGCUGCGAGCUCUGCGGCUUCAGGAGCGGCUUCUGGAGUCGCCAGUGGAGCCGCUGCUGGCGCUGCAGCAACUUCUGCCGCGGCUGCGGCUGGUGCCGCCGCGGCUGGAGCAGGUAUAACUCAAGUAGCAGCCGUUGUAGUUGUUUCUACUGCUGCCAUUGCGGCCACAACAGCUGCAGUGGUCAAUCCUACUCCUGAACCUAUAUUAUCGGUGUGCGGUCUUGCCACUCCGGACAUUCGAAGCGGUCGUAUGGUGAUGCUCUUUGAAGGCGUUCCUCGACCAUUUGACGAGCGAGAGUCGGGGCUAGUCUCAAAUCUGGUUUUGGAAGCCUACAAUGAAAUCACCUUUGGUACCAACGUGGUGGUCAUGGGAUGUCUAGACCCACUUGCCCGGGAGAUGCGAAGUGUUUCGAUUGUGAACCAGACGCUAUCAAUUUUGACGGAUAGAUUGGUUUCGACCAUGCUAGAAGUGGUAUUUGAGGCUCAGGUAUCUUGUGACCGAUGUUCUGAAACGAAUCCGCUAUUCAGUGAGGACCAACUGGACAGCACUGAUACUUCAGGAAACAAUACCGAUGCGACAGAUAAUAAUACCGCAAACUUUGACGUCGCAUCAAACGCUACGGCUGAAGGCGUGGUACAACUGGACAAAGAUCAAUCUCGACUGCUUCAAACAGGAGGGUUCACAGUAGAUUUCUCGAGUCAGAAGUUUUUUCAGAAGUUGAUCCAGCUGGUGAUUUUCGAGACAGAAGAGCUGUCGGACAAGGGAGAGCUACCCGAAGGCUUUGUUCAAAUCUCCAAAGCCUUAGUAAUCACAAAUGAUGCAGAGGAAGAAGAAUUGGUGACGGAAAUCAAGUACAAACGUGAGCCUGGCCAGGGUGGUGGAAUUAGUGGUGGAGGAGGCAGUACCGUUGGUGGUGGUGGUGGUAGUAGUGGUAGUAGCGGUGGCGGUAGUAGCAGUGGCGGUGGUGGUGUUAAUGUACGGGCUACCUUUGAAUUCGAAUUUGUUGACGCAAGCGGACAGGUUCAAAAGGAGACCGUAGCCAUCACAGUAGAAGGCGGAGCUGUUCCAACAACCUCGUUUCCCACUUUCCAGCCGAGCCAUUCACCCACGGACCUUCCUUCGAUUUCGCCAACUAAUGUAUUCUCUGGCCAACCCACUACCUUUCCAAGUGCUCGACCAACGAAUAUGCCUACUGGUACCCCAAGUAUAGCACCCUCUGGAGUUCCCAGUAGUGUUCCAAGUGAAGCACCAUCUCCGGCACCAAGCAUUCUGAAUAGUGAUACGCCAACUUUAUCUCCAAGCAUGGAACCGUCAUCAAUGCCAUCAAUGGUUCCAUCAGCGCGUCCCAGUAGGAGUCCUUCCUCGAUUCCUUCAUUAGUCCCAAGCGAAGUUCCAUCCGUGGUUCCUUCGUUUGUACCUUCCGAGAUACCCUCCUUUGUUCCAAGCUUCGUGCCUUCGGAGGUUCCAAGCAUGCAACCGUCUAUGGUGCCAUCUGCAAAUCCGUCGGCUGCUCCAUCCGAAUCGCCAUCAUCCCAACCUUCUUCCACCAUUAACUUGAUCGUACCCGGUUUCCCAGGAUCCCAAAGCACCACCCAUUCAGCCGGUUAUGAAGCGUUCAGAGGCUACGAUGGAAACUUUGCUUCUAUAACGCACACAGCUCUACAAAAUGAUCCUUGGUGGCAGGUGCACAUAGGCGCAGGCUGGGGCAAUCGACCGUGUACCGUAAAGACUGUCAUUGUUUGGAACAGACGAGAUUGCUGUCCGGAACGAUUGUAUGGUGCAUAUGUCCAACUGAUUGCUCUAAAUGGAAAUUUGAUACAACAGCAACAGAUUACUAAUAGCAUUGGAUUUGGUAGCCAGACGCUCAACUUCGGUGCUGUGCCCAAUGUCUACUUCAUAAGGAUUCAUAUAUAUGGGGCUGCCAGAAUUCUUACCAUUGCAGAGAUGCAAGCUACAGGAUACGUCCUUUGA